Mastomys coucha (southern multimammate mouse) is the source of this 3774-nucleotide messenger RNA. RefSeq names its product chromosome unknown C9orf43 homolog (gene CUNH9orf43). The record is from RefSeq and is a predicted model, not a curated record. The coding region runs from base 1880 to 3277 and encodes 465 amino acids. The transcript has 14 exons. Lineage: Eukaryota; Metazoa; Chordata; Mammalia; Rodentia; Muridae.
CCCAGGUCCUCUGAAAGAGCAGCCAGUGUUCUCUUAACUGCUGACUCAUCUCUUUAGCCCCUUCAUCUUAUUUCUUGAAACUGGGUCUCUCACUAAACUUUGGAAUUGCAGUGCAGUUAGACUAGCUGACCAACAAGCCCUGGAAUCCCUGUGUCUGCCUCCCCAGGGCUGAGGUUAUAGGUACAAUGCCAUGCCUGGCUUUUAUGUGGGCUCAGCUGGGGAGCUGGGUUCAGGUCCUCGUGCUUACACUUGCAUGGUCUCGGAGCCAGCUCCCCAGUCUUGUUUUUUCCCCCUAUUUUAAUAUUAUUAAUUCAUAUUUCUCCCUCUCCCUCCCUCCUCCCCCCUCUGUGUGUGUGUUUGUGUGUGUGUGUGUGUGUGUGUAAGCAGAAAACAGCUUGCAGGAGUCAAUUGCCUCCUUCAAGCAUGUGAAUUUAGUCAUAUUAUCAGGUUUGCUGGCAAAUGCUUUUGCUCACGGAACCAUUUCCUUGGCUCUGCUUUUGUUUCUGUUUUUGAGACAAAGAUCUCAUUUGUUUAUAGCCAAGGAUAGCUCAUAGCACAUGUAGCCUAGACUGACUUCAAACUUCUAUUAAUCAUUCUAUCUCAGACACUCCUGGGCCACUGGGAUUAUAGUUAUAGAGCAUUUGGCUCUGAUAGUUAUUUUGAAUCAUUGGAUCAAAAAUAUGUUUGUUUUCUGAGAUUACAGAGUCUCACUGUGUAGCUCUGGUUGUCUUGGAACCAAGCUGGCCCUAACUCAUGGAGAUCUGAUUCCUUUUGCCCCCUAAAUCCUAGGGUGUUGUGUGUAGUUUUAAAAAUCACACUCUGCCCUCUAACUGGGAGCUGAUGUGCUCUGGCCCCUCAGCUCCCUUCCAUUCCACCCAGCUUAUUUCUGGGAUUCACCACCCCCAGCUCUCACUCGGCUUCCUUUUCUACCCACCUAUGCUCUGGGAGUUGACUGUUCCCACCAGCCCAUUCCUGAGACCCCUGCUUCUGGAGGGCUUAUAUUACCAGCCCCACCCAAGACCCUUGAAUCCUCGAAUAAGAGACACACACUUAGCUUGUCACUUUACAGCUUGCCUUUUGUGGCACAGUUGCUGGGCACAGAUACCUCCUGCCUGGAAAGGCGUGCCCUUACCAAUUUAUAAUCUUUGUCUCUCCUUCCACCCUAAACUUAGUGGCUUGUUCCAGUUAAAUUAAACAUCUUUGGCCACCCGCUCGUAGAGGAGGCCGCAGGCCCUAGCUGCCCCGAGAGCUUACAUGAUUGCUGCAUGCCUUUCAUUCUAAAGCAUUACAGAAAAAGCCUCCCUCUCUUUCCCUGAGUCUCUUUUUUCUCUUGGGAUCUCAAAACCCAUCUGGACCUUCUGUCCCGCAAUUGGCCCCUGGCCUUCUUUAUUGACAAGGACCAAUUGGGGAACAAGACCUUAGAGACAGAACCUCUAUCCCCUUUCAUUAAGGUGUAUCCCACCCCACCCCAUCCAGCUAUAAGCAUUUUUGUUUGUUUCUUUGUUUUGUUUGUUUGUUGGUAGUCAGGAUUUCUCUAUGUAGCCUAGCUGUCUGAACUCACUCUGUAGAUUGGUCUAGCCUCAAGAUCCACUAGCCUCUGCCACCCAAGUGCUGGAAUUAAAGGGAUGUGCCACCACAUCUGGCUUGUUUUGGUUACUUCAGACAGGGUUUCUCUGUGUAGCCCUGGCUGGCCUGGAACUGACUCUGUAGACCAGGCUGACCUCACACUCAGAGAUCUACCUGCCUCUGCCUCCCAAGCACUGGGACUAAAGGUGUGCGCCACAACCACCUGGCAUUAAGCAACUUUUUAAACAUCUGUAAAGUCUUUGUUGUAGCUACUGAAAUAGACUUGUCAUUUUCCAGAUGAGACUGAGGCUGAAUGGCUGUGAACAUGGCAGACGAGUCCCAGUGGGAUGAAGCAGUCUGUAACUUGGCAGGUUGCCAGCAUCCACAGUGCUGGGCAUCUCUCCGACGGAUUGAGAGGGGCCAUCCUAGGAUCCUGGACCCAUCCCCCAAAUCUCCCCGAGAAACUGAAGAUAAACUCCCAACACUCACCGUUGUAAAUAUCACGGAUUCCUGCUUGUGGACCCGGAGGAGGGUUGUUCAGCAACAACCAUCAGAAUUUACCUUCCCCAAGGAAGGUUCCUCAUUGUUGAAACCAGCCUCAAAACGUCAGAGCAGGUCUAGGAAGGCUUUACGUGACAAAGAUGAGACUAGCCGUUCUCCUAGUCCUCCCAAACUCUCAGUGUUGAAUUUGAAUGAAGCCCAACUUCCUUCCUCUGAAGAUGUCAGAAACAUGGCUGUGACCUGGGUUCCAGAAGAAAUGGAGAAGAACAUGAGGGCGGUUCAAAAGACUGAUGCUUCCAGCUGGCCUAGGAAGAAGAGAAAGAAACUGGGAGGGAAAAGCAAGGCAUCUCUGUAUUACCCUGGAAGUCCAGCGGCGAUUGUACCUCCCCCAUCCCCAGUACACUUCUUGGAGCAAUUAAGUUCUGAAGCCGUACCACUGUGGACCCAAGCUGACAUGCUUCCCCAGGAUCUACUGAAGGAGUGCAUCUUGGCACAUGAGAAAUCCAUAGUUAGCCCUGAGGUGAAGAUAGAGUUGUCCAAGACGAGAAAGAGUCUUCCCCUCGAAAAGAGCCGACCUGAAAGUGCUAUCUCAUCUAAGAUGUAUCUGACUAUCCAGCGCCUCACCCUGCAAAGACCAUCACUGCGGUAUCCUAAUCAUCUGAGGAAGCUGCGCCCCAACCUGAGUCGAGUUGAGGGCCCUGCUGAGCAUGGAUUUUUAGAUUCCUUGAAGCAGCAGAAGAAGGCGAAAACCUCUAUUCAGAAACAGUCUCAGAAGGCCAAGAAGAAAGCCAAGAGAAAUGUCUUGAGCCGGUAUGGGGAAGAAACUGUGUCAAGCCAUUUCUUCCGUGACAGAAUAUCAGAACAAAAGCUGUUGGAAGAGGAGGAAAAAACAUCCACAGAGAGACAUGUUUCCUUAGAAAAGGCGUAUGAGUUUGGCAGCUACUACACAAACUACUACACCAAUCUGGAUGAGAAUGGUGUACUAUAUGAAACAAUUUACCAGGACCUUGAUGAGGAUGAGGAUGAGGAGAUUGUGGUAGGAAUCAAGGCUUCCAGCAAAGACAAUAGUCCCAAGAACCUUUCUGGAACUAUGGACAAUAUCGGCUGGAACCCUGAGCUCAAAUUGCUGAGGAUUCUUCAGGCCACCGAGGAGGAAGAUGAGGAAAGCCACCAUUCUAGGGCACAGAGUGAGGCAUCUCUAGAAGCCUAGCUCAAGUCAUUACUUGGGGCAGUCUUAGCCAGAAGAGUUCGUGAUCUUCUGAAGACAACAGCCUCGGACACAGGGAAGAAAAGAGAAUGUUGUUCUCUGGAUCCUCUAGCAGCACUAGGCCCUAGACACCCCAUGUUCUUCAUUUGCUUUUUACCUCCAAAAUGAGUGAGAAAAAGCCCAAAUCCCAUGGAAUAUAGGUAGCUUUUCCAUCAUUAAACACAACCCCUUCUUGCAAAGACUCUUUCUCUGUUUCCAGGAAGAAAGGAGGUAGCACUUGCUUGUGUCUGCGUUCAGCUUACGGGAACCUCCACAAUAUCCCUGAAAACUCCUCAGUCCCUGGAGAUGGUUCUCUUUGGCAAUGGGGCCUGCACCAUUAUUGAGUGAUAAUCACUGUGUAGUAUUCCCACCUAAAAGUGUAUUAUUUGAAGAAAAUCUUAUCCACAAAUAAUUCAAUAUGUAUCUCUAAAAGACAAGCACUAAAAAUCUAAAAAUUAUUU